AGUUAUGUACUUGAAGGUACCAGGACAAAGUUAUGUACUUGAAGAAUAUUGUUCUCGAUAUGGUGUUCGUGGUUGUUUAAGACAUCUUUAUUAUUUAAAUGAUUUACUUGAUCGAGCUGAACAAGGAUUUAUGAUUGAUCCUCAAUUUCUUCAUUAUAGUUAUGUUUUUUGUACAUCUCAUGUUUCCGGAAAUCGACUUGAUAAUAAUGUUUCAACAAUAACUAUGGAAGAAAGAGAUCGAUUUAGUGAAAUAAUAGAACGAUUAAAACAAUUUCUUGAAAAUCAAGUUACUAAUUUUAGAUUUUCAUUUCCAUUUGGUCGACCCGAAGGUGCAUUAAAAGCAACAUUAAGUUUACUUGAGCGUGUUCUUUCAAAAGAUAUCUCAACACCAAUAUCUCGUGAUGAUAUACGAAAUUCUAUUCGAAUUUCGAAAAUGUCUUGA
Rotaria sp. Silwood1 is the source of this 442-nucleotide messenger RNA. Lineage: Eukaryota; Metazoa; Rotifera; Eurotatoria; Philodinida; Philodinidae. The record is from the annotation of a GenBank genome assembly.